AUGCGAAAAAUAUUCUUAUUAUUAUUACUGGUAUUAAUUGUUCAUCUCGGCUCAACUUCACCAACCCACAAACGUAUUUUGGAACAAGAUGAUGGAGUUGAAUUGGAGGUUAGUUGAAAAGCUUCUUGUUUGAUUUUUCGAUUUCCGAAAAAAAAGAAACAAGUCACGCGAAAUACUUUUCAAAAUAAUGUAUUUUUCGCGUGACCCAAUUUGUUUUCUUCAAAAACCAUUUCCAUUUUUUUAGGCCACCAUCGAAGAAAUUGCUCAAAUUGAAAUUGACAGCGACGCCGUUCCAGCCAUCCCAAAACUCAACAGCCAGCAAAAAUGGAGUCUGAUUCGAGAAAGCGGUCAAGAUCCAACCACCCGCCGUAGAAAAUCGAAAAUCGGACGAGGACGACGGGAUUUGAUUCUUGCGCCAUGGCGAAUUCGACACGUUGCGCCAAAACUCACCACUCUCCCACCAAAACCAAAAAAGGCUUUUGCUCUCCCAGUCGAUGUUUGUCCAAAGAAAUUCGACGCAAUCACAAAAGGUUACAACGGUCGGACUUAUGUCUUUGCGCGUGAUCGAGUUUAUCAAAUCUGGUUUGAAGACGGUCUCCCACAAAAAGCAUCAUUCCUUAUCAACGAAUUUUUUGCGGGUGGUCCACGAACUGUCAGCGCUGCUCUCACGAAUUCGCGAUCUGGUGUCACAAUACUCUUCGAUGGUCGUCAAGCCUAUCGCUUCCGCUGGAAUCGCAAACACAAGCGUUUCCAACUCGCUAAAAAUACACCACAAGAGUUGCCGCGUAAUGUCACAGUUACUCCGCAAUCCGCGUUUGAAUGGGCUGAUGGAAAUCAAGUUGUCAUGCAGGUAGAGUUCAAUAUGAGUUGAAAAGAUCUCAAUAUGUUACUGUUUCAGGGUGAACAUUUUAUAAUUUACGACGCUUAUUGGAAUCUUGCCACUUUUACAGGUCACACCCGCAGGUAAUUAUUUUUUUAUUUGUAUUGUAUCGGGAAAUACAUUUAACCAUUUUCAGAUACUUUCCGAAUUUACCACGCGAUUUGUUGGGAAUUGUCUACAACGGUUCUGGAAACACAAUUUUGAUGUACACCAAAACGAACAAACUUAAAGUUUAUGACACGAAAAAAUUCAAAGUCGUUCAAGAAUAUCCGUUAAAACUCAACGAAUUUGUCGGAUGUCUUUCGUCAUAA
Caenorhabditis angaria is the source of this 1191-nucleotide messenger RNA. NCBI's taxonomy places the organism in Eukaryota, Metazoa, Nematoda, Chromadorea, Rhabditida, Rhabditidae. The record is from the annotation of a GenBank genome assembly.